CUCACAUCUUUUUUGUUCAAUCAAGACUCAAUACCCUCACUUCAACCAAAGAAGAACUCAUACACAAUGCCUCUUUUCGUACUCAGCCCGGCCUCUCUGGCCCACUCUGCCCUCUUUGCAGGCUACUACUCCUACCUGACCGCCAACGUCGUCUCUUACCGUCUCAAGUCGGGUGUCAUGCUCGGCACGGGUGAGGCUGGCUCGGUCCGUCACCCCAAGCACAAGGCUUCUCCCAAGGAUGCCGAGAAUGAGGAGGCUCUGCAGCGUGCCGUUCGAGCCCACGGAAACUUCACCGAGGGAACUCCCUUUGCCUUCUUCCUCAUCUUCCUCGCUGAACUCAACGGUGCACCCACUUACCUCGCCCAUGCCGCUUACACUACGCUCCUCGUAGCCCGUGUCGCUCAUGCUGAAAUUGGAAUCCGAGCUGCUGACACUCUUGGUGUUGGUCGACCGGUCGGUACCAUUGCUACCGUCGCCGUUGCCCUGGGUGCCGGUGCUUACAACUUGAGCCUUGGCUGGGAGCCCCUCAAGUCCUUCCUCGGACUCAAGUAGGCGACUGUUGCAGGAUGAAAGGGCAACGUCGGGAUGUCAGAUGUUGACCCAGUAAGAAGCGAGAUGGAGAGAAUGGGACUUCAUGGAAGGUUGUCUCU
Microstroma glucosiphilum is the source of this 650-nucleotide messenger RNA. RefSeq lists its product as hypothetical. The record is from RefSeq and is a predicted model, not a curated record. Gene Ontology annotation, cellular component: membrane. The transcript is spliced from 3 exons. Bases 67 to 552 code for a protein of 161 amino acids. Lineage: Eukaryota; Fungi; Basidiomycota; Exobasidiomycetes; Microstromatales; Microstromataceae.